CCUGUGCGUUCCCUUUUGAAUAUUCAUCCUUGUUGCAGUUUCCCCCUCUACACCCUAUUCCUUCCUCUCGCCCUUUAUCUAUAUUUUGCAUAAAUUUUUUGAAGCAAGAUGCGCAUGCGUGAACCGCACAAGUCAAUUUUUUUUUCCAUGUCAAAAUAUAUUUAUUUUACAGAAAACAGAAAACUUUUAAAACUUCUUUUACGAAUUAUUGUUUUUAAGACAUCUUGGACAUUUUACAGUUGGUAUAGCAUUAAAGAUCGGCAGAAAUCAUAGUUUUUAGGAAUUUUCACCUGAGGUCAGGAUCAGUGAGCGCAUUGUUACAUCUGGAUCGCAAGACGCUCUUGAAAAUCUCUACCAAAACAGUGACCUUGACACUUAUCAGAAAACCCGGAAAUGGCAAUGUUUCAAACUGUUAUUGUACUUUUAUCGUCGUGCUGCAAAAUGAGGUAGCUCUAGCGACUGAUUGCCAGACAGAGUAUUGGCCUGAUAUACAUAAAACACAUAUAACAUAAAAAUUGUUGAAAAUUCAUUGCAAAUUCUGAUGAAUGACUAUCUAAAAGAUACUUUUUGGACACCAGAUGCAGGAUCUCUAUCUAUAUGCAUAUGCUUUUGUAACCAGUGUACUGUAGAUAUAUCAUAUGUGAUGUACUACCACCUCACUCACACCAGGCGUGUCAAAUCUCAGCCAGUAGAAAUCAAAAACUAUAUUAAAUUGUACUUGAUUAUUUUGUCAGGCGACAUUGCGUCAAGCCCAGGACAUAUCCGUUAUCCUUGUGGAGGAUGUUACAGGCCAGUGGCCAAAAACCACCGAGCAAUAUAUUGUGAGGGUUGCUACUUCUGGUGGCAUAUUAAAUGUGUUCAUGUGACACCCGUUGAAUACAAUUCACUUGCAAACAGCGAGGACCCAUGGUUAUGCCGUGAAUGCUCAAAUUUUCAUUUUACAGACAGCUUUUUCAGUAAUUCAUAUAUAUCCAUAGAUGAUUCCUACACUUCAGCAGACUCGGAAAAAAUUCUUAACAACUUCGAACCAAUGACAAAAACGAGACAACAACACCCAAGAAGAUUUAUAUGUGCCUGCUUAAAUAUUAAUAGUUUACGAAAUAAGUUUUAUAGUAUUCAGGAAAUUUUGAUAGAAAAUACUGUUGACUUAUUAUUCAUUUUAGAGACAAAACUUGAUGAUUCUUUUCCAAAUUCUCAAUUUGCAGUUGACAAUUACCACAUGUGGCGGGCUGAUAGGAAUUCAUAUGGUGGAGGCAUCAUUGCAUAUCUACGCUCAGACAUCGCUGGUGAAAGACGCCCAGAAUUGGAGUUUAAAGGCAUUGAAUCCAUCUGUAUCGAGGUACAGCAACACUGCAGAGGUUCCGCAAGUUAGAACCACAAGGUAUGGCCUGAACUCUUUCCGCUCGGCAGCGCCCAGAUUUUAGAACUCACUCCCUCAGCAUUUCCGUGAGGAAACAAACCUGAGCCAGU
Molecule: messenger RNA, 1470 nt
Organism: Mercenaria mercenaria
Lineage: Eukaryota; Metazoa; Mollusca; Bivalvia; Venerida; Veneridae
Exons: 2
Coding region: 542-1372 (276 amino acids)
Source: RefSeq, a predicted model, not a curated record